Messenger RNA from Contarinia nasturtii (swede midge), 1813 nucleotides. RefSeq lists its product as uncharacterized. The record is from RefSeq and is a predicted model, not a curated record. The transcript has 3 exons. Bases 222 to 1709 code for a protein of 495 amino acids. Lineage: Eukaryota; Metazoa; Arthropoda; Insecta; Diptera; Cecidomyiidae. Gene Ontology annotation, molecular function: protein binding.
UUAUUAUUUUAUUUUAUUUUUUUUUGUAAUUAAAUUCCAUCUGGCCUUCCGUUUGUGAAAUGUAUAUUUUGUGUUCCGUUUGUGUGAGUGGUGAACAAUAUAAUUUGAAUCAAUUUCAAAUGUCAUUGAAUGUGGGCACAACUUCACAUCAAUUAGUUUAUCAAUAUAAAAAGUCAUCAUUGUUUCUGCGCAACUUACGAAUUGAAUGAACAGCAACGAAAAUGGAAGCACCAAGUACAGAUACAAAAACUGUUAAACGACGAGCACUUCAUAACAUCAAUACCAUACGAAAACGAUGCAAAUUUAACAAUGACAAUGAUAAAAGUCAAUCAACAUUCAUAUCUGAGCUGAACGAAUAUUGCAUCGAAGAAAUAUUCAAAUGGCUAUCACUGGAUGAUUUAAAUUCAAUUGGAAAAACGUGCAAACGACUACAACAACUUGCCGGACAACACUUUCAACGCAAUUAUCCAAGAAGUUUUGUCAAAAUUUGGCACGGUUAUCCAUUCAUGAUGGGACAAAAUGUUGAUGGUCUCUCCGAAUUCAUCCAAAGCAUAACCAUUGUCGGUUGGUAUCGAAAGUUUCCAAAACAAGAGUACACCAUCGUUGAUGAACAAACGGAAACGGAACAAUAUCACUACAUUAAGUCAAAACUCGACCGGUCUCUCAAGCAAAUCAAAUUCGAUGGAUGCAGAUUAACAAAAUGUAAAGUAAAUGAAAUCAUCCCAUUAUUAAACGGUGUUAAAGUAAUACAAAUGGUUGAAUGCACUGUUGUUGACGAUUUGUACGACUGUUUGUUGAAACAUUGUGUGAAUUUGGAGCGUUUGUUAAUUGGCUCAACUAGAUUUUUGUCAAAAUGCGAUUGGCUGCGCCGAAAGUAUCCAAAACUUGUGCAUUUUCAAUUGAUCGAAGAAAAACCUUUCACCAUUAAACAAGAAGAACUGUUGACAUUUCUCCAGCUAAAUCCAAAUAUUCGGAGCUUCGUAGCGCAUUGCUGGGAUCUCGAAAAAUGUAUCGAUUACUUGAUUGAAUCAAAAGUCCAGCUCGAUGAACUCACCAUUAAAAACUAUAACCUGAUGCCAACAGAUAUUCUGAACACACUCCAUGACAGCGGUUUCUACAAACGAAUAAAUAUUUUCACUACCUCCGAUUUGAAUAAGGCAACUAUUGCGGUGAAUGGCGUUGGAAUGUUAAAGGCGUCUAUCAUUUUAGAACCUGGUUCAGACUAUUCUUAUCUAGCCAAUGUCAAAGAAUUAUGGCCAAGUUGGACAGCGAGGAUGAUUAUGCGAUGCGCUAUUAAUUUUAAUUUUAAUAUUAAUAUUAUUAUAGAUACCAAUAAUAAUGAGAAUGUGAUCUAUCAAACUGAAUUGGUCCAUGUAGCAAAAUGUAUGAUUAAUCUUGAACGUAUUUGGCUGAAAUAUCUUAAAUUAAUAAAUUCAUGUGAUAUUUUGCCGUUUAUAAAAUAUUCGCCAAAAUUGAAGGAAAUUUAUAUCGUCGAUGGUUACAAUUACCAUGAAAAUCUUUUAGACCUGUCAACAUGGAAUAAAGAGCGUCAGAAAUUAGGUGGAGCGUGCAAGAUCACGAUCUUAAUAGAUGAUGAUUGUUAUUUUAAAACAAAAUUGAGCAGCAAUUCAAUAGAUCUCAGCUUGAUCACAUUGAAACGACAAGAAACUUAUCCGCUUACACAUAUUGAUCCAUUGUGUUUCUGGUAAAUCGUUCAAAAUCAAUUUAUGCAGAAAAAAAAUACUCAUUCAAUACAAAAACACAGGAUUUUCACAACAAUUUAAGAUUAUUAACGAAAACAACUAAAUUAACA